Messenger RNA from Saccostrea echinata, 1228 nucleotides. Its product is annotated as inositol oxygenase-like. Bases 55 to 939 code for a protein of 294 amino acids. Gene Ontology annotation, molecular function: iron ion binding; inositol oxygenase activity. Gene Ontology annotation, biological process: inositol catabolic process. Gene Ontology annotation, cellular component: cytoplasm. The transcript has 2 exons. The record is from RefSeq and is a predicted model, not a curated record. Lineage: Eukaryota; Metazoa; Mollusca; Bivalvia; Ostreida; Ostreidae.
CUGAUGUAUGGGCCUCAUUCGCGUUAACCAUUUGUGAGGAGAACACACACCAAAAUGUCUGCCGAUGCCCUAACUCCCCCGAGUGGCGUGCCCCUCCCAGACAAACCUAUUCCUUUGGAUGACCCCUCAGAGUAUCGCCCGGAGCACAAAAAGAUAGAAGAUUUCCGAAAUUUUAACAUCCACACCACUCCUGCACAUGUGGUAGAGACAUACAGGCAGAUGCAUACACAUCAGACUCUGGCGUAUGUGAAAAAGAAGAUGGAAUACUGGGGAAAGUUCAACCACGCUGAAAUGACAAUGAUGGAGGCUCUUGCAUGUUUGAAUUCUUUCAAAGACGAAAGUGACCCGGAUGUAGACAUUCCAAAUGCCUAUCACGCAUUCCAGACUGCUGAGGGGAUUCGAGAAAAGCACCCAGAUAAAGAAUGGUUGCAAGUUACAGGACUUAUUCACGACGUAGGCAAAGUAAUGGCCCUAUGGGGAGAGCCCCAGUGGUCCACAGUGGGAGACACUUUCGUCGUCGGCUGCGCUCCAGACGACAACAUAGUUUUUGGGCGGGAAAGUUUUAAAGAUAACCCUGAUAUGGAGGACGAAAAGUUGAAUACGAGGCUCGGGAUUUACGAGGAAAACUGUGGAUUAGACAAGGUAUUAAUGUCCUGGGGACACGAUGAGUACAUGUACCGCGUGCUUCUCAAUCAUCCACACAAUCUUCCAGAAGAAGCUCUCUUUAUCAUACGUUUUCAUUCCUUUUAUCCCUGGCAUACUUGCAACGCCUACAGUUACCUAUGCAGCAACAAGGACUUGGAGAUGAAGAAGUGGGUGUUGGAGUUCAAUCAGUUCGACCUGUACACUAAACGCUCCGAUCUCCCCGACGUGGAAAACCUCACCAAGUACUACUCAAAGCUUGUAGAAAAGUAUGUGCCAGGAAAAAUCCGGUUCUAAAAACUAUUUUUUUUAGGAAGAGACGGAUAAUGAAUCAUAUGCAGUUUUAUGUGUUUGAAAAAAGUUUCAGGGUUUAUGGAAUUCUUUAACUUUCUUUAUAUUCAUUCUGUGAAUGAGAUGUUGCCUUUUAUGCGUAUUAUGCAUUGUUAUGGUUAGUGAAUAUUUUAGAAACUCCUGCCAUGCGAGUGAGUUCAAUAAUUACUUCAAUGUACAUAUCUAAUUUACACAGUUUAAAGAGGAAAUAAAGUACGUUCAAUUAACAAAAGAAUAAAACCUUGCAAUAUAGAAA